Molecule: messenger RNA, 4323 nt
Organism: Symbiodinium natans
Lineage: Eukaryota; Dinophyceae; Suessiales; Symbiodiniaceae
Source: the annotation of a GenBank genome assembly
AUGCACGACGAGUCCCAGGGGCAGGCUGCAGAGCGGGUACCACCAGGUCAGCCGCAAGCCGCGCUCUACGCGACCAUGGGCUUCUGGGACGACUCCCUCGCCUUUCUGGAAGACACCAUCGUCGCAUGCUACAACGCCGACCAGACGUCUUUCGCCAAGUGCAUCCGCAAGGAGAUUGCCCACGCUUGGGAUGACAGCAGUUAUAAUGUCAUGGUGUCCACUGCCGAGACCCACUUUGGCAUCAGCCUCGCCCCGGCCGAUUCUGAGGCGACGUUCCACUGGGGCAGCUACACCAUCCACGUCUGGUUACUCCCGGGUCCAGUUGGAAUUCUUGCCCUUCGGGCCAUGACGCCCAGGUGUUGGGCCGAAGUGCGGGCGCGCCAUUUGGUUCUCCGCCAGCUUGAGGGCCGCGAUGCUCCCGAGACGGCUCUUCCCCUGCCGGGCUGUGAGGUCUUGGAGCUGAGCUCCCUCUUGGCCUCGGAGGUCGGCGCAUGGCUUGGCUCUCUGGGUGCUUUCGGUUUCGAGCUGGUCUGCGAGCCUUCGACAGACGGAGUGAAGGGUGAGCGGAUCCUUGUCUGUGUGGAGACAGCUGAGGAGGCCGAGUCUUGGCGCGCGCGCCUCAACCGUGAGGCUGCGCGGAAAGGUGCCGGCUGGCUCUUCCGUGUGGAUGUGCGGAGCAAUGCGAGCGUGGAGAAGUGCUGGGCUGUUGUGGAGGAGGAGACGAAGCAACUACAUUGCUUUGCCAACCCUGUGGAUUAUGCCAGCGGGAAGCCGCCAGCGUCUUCCUAUCAGCUCCUCCGUCAAACUCUCACCUUCUUCGACGAUGCGGCCUCCCUGGGCACUGAAGUGGCCACCGCGGCGGCAAGGCUAAAGCGCCAGUCCAUCCUACCAGCUUUCGUCAUUCGGGACCAAGAGCAGCUGGACAGCACAGCCAAUUGGACUGCCUUUGGUGCGGCGACGCCCGCCACCAGGCGGUGGCUUGAGAAGCUGCAUCUUGGCGCGAGGCAGACACUCUCUGGUGCUGGAGACCUUCGGAAGAGCUACGGCGGGGCGCUGGAUUUCGAGGUACAGACCGACCGCUCCCCGCAUGUCGUGGAUGGAGGCGUCGGCACCGGUUCUUACACGUUUGCAGACGACAGCCCCGAGAAAGCGCUCUCGCCGAUCUCCCCCAAGAGUGAAGCCGCCGCACAAGCACAGCACGAGCCCACGCCGCAGCAACCCACCACACCCGAACACAACAGCAUGAAACCAACCGCGGAAACACCGCGGCCCACGGAGCCAGACCCUCACCAAGCGCAACCGCAACAACAACCACCAGACGACCCCAGCCCAGCCGACGCGAGAGAGCACCCACCGGGCACCUGGCAGAGCGCAGACACGUGGCAGAACACAGACUCCUGGCAACAACAACACUGGCAGCCACAAGGGCAAACAGGCUGGACGUACAACGCGUGGUACGACUGGCGACCAACAGCCGACAACCCCGCAGAACGCAACGAAAACCGACCCCCGCAGCCGUCGAGCGCCCACCACCGCUCGGUACCAGACAGCUACUACCCACCACCAUACACCUCACCGCAGGGGAGCCGGCAGCAGCCGGCGACCCAAACUGCAACCACGGAAGCGGCCACUACAGCCACCACAAACAACCAGGGAACGUGGCAACAACCGCACCCCCACCCACAAGCAGAGAACCAACACGGACAACCACAAGGAGCGACACCAACGCAGAACAGUCAGCAAACGCACGCCACAGCAGACACCCUCCACCAACACCAGCAUGACAACACGUGGUGGGAUGAAUGGCAGGCCUGGUGGAGGAACAGCAGGAACCCGGAGAACCAAACGAGCACGCAGUCGCCGAACCUGCACAACAUGACACCGGGACAACAAGUCCUAUACCACAUCGACCAGGCACUUGCAGAAGCCAACCCCAGCAACGGCACAGACGUGGCUGCCCACCUACACGAAUGCAAGACCAUCCUUCAAGCCGCUGGGGGCAACAUAGCAGGCAGCGCCACAGCACCAACAGGACCACACGGCAGGACACCAACCCAGCCACCGCCACCACCUACACAAGACCACGCCGGGCACCCACCGCAGGAAUACAGAGCCGAAAGCCCACACCGACACCACACACCCAGAGCCAUUGAGCUGGACGAAGCGGCCAGGCAGCUCCAGCAGGUCCUGGAAGGCGACCCGCCCACAAACACCCGGCAGCUCACACACACCCUGGCCACAGCAGUAGAGCUCAUCCGCAGGGGCAUCCACCGCAUGGGCCAAGUCACCAGGGUGGAUGACUGGCAAACAUGGGGAGGGGGGGAAGUGGCGGCACAGGCCGUCAUUGAAGCGCCCAGGUGGUCUCAGCCGCCAACCCAGGCUACCCACCCAGCAAACGUCCUAGCACUCGACAAGGGAGGGGAGGAGAGCCACGCAGACAGGCCACAACAACUACCACAGCCAGCCCAUGAGGAACGCAUCGUCCACGCACGCCGGCUGCUCGCCCAGCUGGCUCCCUUCCUGGUCCAGCAGGAAGCCAUUAUAGCCGCCCAGGCCAUGCAGGCACUGGAUGACUGGCUGUCCAGCCAAUGGGGGGAGGCAGUCUACCUCAUCAACACCCAAGCGGGGGACAUGACCCCGAACAGCCUGCCGACACCCGACACCAUCCCCUGGUGGGAAGGAGGUGGGGGAACUGGGGAGGAGGCAGAGGUUGUAAAGACAGUCUGGGCCACGGGUGAGAUAACAGCUUGGACAGUGUUGGGGAACCUUCCACCAUGUGCUGUGAGAGUUUGCGUUGGUGUCCUUCCCGCGGUCAUUCCCACUGCCAGGAUGAGGAUGUUUUCGCAUCGCGGAAUGGUGAUUUUCGCAUCCCAUUUUCGCAACCGCCAACUGGAGGCCGCGGACAUCCGCGGACACCCGCGGACAUCCCGCGGACAUAGCCCGGGAGCUCUCCGCAACUCACUGCUCCGCAAGCACGUCGGCGAGAAAAGCGAGGCUGCGAAGCCAUCCGAGCGUGCAAAGACCGACGCGGUGAAGAUGGGCAGGCAAGCCGAUGAGAGCGAGGUAGACCGCCAUGCGAGGGAUGUAACUCCCAAGACCUUCAAAAGAGUAGGUGAUCACUCCCUGAACUUCGCCCGAGGGGCUGCGGGAGCCCCGGAGCUGGCGCAGCGCCUGCAGCGACUGCGGUCCCAAGCCCAGGAUGAGCUGGCGGAGGCCGAAAGCUCGCGGCGCAGCCAGGGGGUGCUGGAGGGACGCCUGCGCGAACUUGAGGAGCGCUGGGAGCAGCAUGAAGAGGAGGCCCAUCAGCUUCAGUCGGCACAGCAGGAGCUAGCUCAUGCAUCGGAGGAUGCACGGACCAUGCAACAGACGCUCCGCCAGCGCGAGAGGGAGCAUCGGGGCCUGGAGCUGGAAGAACAUCAGCUCCAGGCGGCUGCAAUGAGACUUGAGGCACUUCGGGCUGCUCUCGAGGGAGAAGAGGCACAAUGCAGGCUCACCGAGGCAGGCUGCGUGGAGGAGCACAGGGUGGAGGAGCGUCUACACGAGGAUGCAGCAUUGCAUGAGCAGGCGCUGGAGCAGGUGCGUGGCGAGGCGCACGAAUGCGCGGCCAAGCGCUGCCAACUGCGGGAGAAGGCUCCAUCUCAGCAGAAGUCGUACUGGGAGGCAGCACCCUUUCUGACGGUGGAAGAAGACAAGUUGUGGCGCCGGCGGCAGGAACUGAAGUCCUAUCACCGACAGAUCUCCGCGUUACAGGAGCAGCACUCCCGGAAUGAGGUGCACGAGCAUGCCCGGCGACAUGCCGCAGAAAGCUUCGCGGCGUGCGAGAAGCAGGCGCAAGACUCUGAGAAGCACCAGCGAGAGCAGAGCUUGAGGGAACUCCUUAGCCUGCAGCAGCAUCUGUCAGAUGAGGAUGUGAAGAGCCGACACAAGGAGGCAAAGGCCCACACGGAAUCGGAUCCGGACUCUGAGCUCGAUGCCCUGCAAGACACGCAGCAGCGCCUGCUUGAGCAAGUCGCCUCCCUGAAGACACUGGCGGAGAGGCUCCGGCCGGCGGUGGCGACCGACAGCUUCGCAGCCACCUUGUCGGGGGCGAGCAGCCGCGUGAUUUCCCAGAUGAAGGAGGCGCUCGUGACGGACCUGGGCCUGACUGAGAAGCUACAGGCCACGAAGAAGGAGAUUGAGGACCGCCUGGACCGGGAGCGACGCUUGCGCGCGGAGCUGGAGCGGCGUCUGUCGGAGCCCGCCGAGGUGAGCGCAACCAUCGCGGAGUUCCUCCGUGCAGAGCCGCGCGCACCUGCGAAUUCAGAAGUCCCUGAAAGGGACUGA